CUGUGGAUGAGACAGAUGAGACUGUUCAGUUCUCGUGAUUCUGGUUUAGUUUCAGAAUUGAGGUUAGUAAUUAUGGUCGACGAAUCUACGCGAAAAACUCUUAGCAGUAUUCCUUUGCUAAGUACGAAGGCAGGGCCGCGUGAUAAAGAAUUAUGGGUCAACAGAUUGAAGGAAGAAUAUCAAGCUUUAAUAAAGUAUGUUCAGAACAAUAAAGGUUCGGACAACGAUUGGUUCCGGUUGGAAUCUAAUAAGGAAGGAACGCGAUGGUUUGGAAAAUGUUGGUACAUGCACAAUCUUCUGAAGUACGAAUUCGACGUUGAAUUUGACAUACCAGUUACCUAUCCUACAACAGCACCAGAGAUAGCGCUGCCUGAAUUGGAUGGUAAGACAGCAAAAAUGUACAGAGGCGGCAAAAUAUGUUUGACGGAUCACUUUAAACCACUUUGGGCAAGAAAUGUUCCCAAGUUCGGUAUUGCCCACGCAAUGGCUUUAGGGCUGGGCCCCUGGCUAGCAGUAGAAAUUCCAGACCUAAUCGAGAAGGGUGUCAUAAGUUACAAGGACAGAGGAGAUGAGUAAUAUAUAAAAAGUGAACAAUUAUGAAAAAUACAUUGCAAUUCUACGUUGAUUGAUAUUUUGUAAAUACAGGUGAUCAUUUUAAAAUGCAUAUUUUUUUACCGAGUGUUAUUGACAAGCAAACAUAAACUUAUAGAGGAAAAACCUGCUUGAGCAAAUACAGCAAAUCUAUUGCAUAUAUUGUUCGUUAUUUAAGCCUCAAAAAAUAUGAGUGUAUUACCUUGUACUUUCACAGGUUGCCGAUUAGCAAAUUUUUUCAAAGACUAU
This is a messenger RNA of Neodiprion fabricii, 840 nucleotides long. RefSeq names its product ubiquitin-fold modifier-conjugating enzyme 1 (gene Ufc1). NCBI's taxonomy places the organism in Eukaryota, Metazoa, Arthropoda, Insecta, Hymenoptera, Diprionidae. Gene Ontology annotation, cellular component: cytoplasm. The coding region runs from base 7 to 576 and encodes 189 amino acids. The record is from RefSeq and is a predicted model, not a curated record. The transcript is spliced from 4 exons. Gene Ontology annotation, molecular function: UFM1 conjugating enzyme activity. Gene Ontology annotation, biological process: protein K69-linked ufmylation.